AUGACGUUUGAUCACACAAGUCGGUUUGAUCACACAGUACAGUCAUUCAGAAGAGAGGCUAAAUAUACCGCAGAUCCUGUUCUACCUGUGUCACCCGUCUUGUUGGGUCUUAAGCUUAAGAAUGAAGAACAUCUUCAGUGUGAAGAUAUUCCAUCCAACAAUCUCACAAAUGGUGCUGUCACUGUAAUGGAAAGAACUAUUGGAUCUACGGCAAAUUUUACAUGUGACGCAGGACAUUUACUUGUUGGAAACAAAACUAUAACAUGUACAUCCUCGGGAUGGAAUGAGAAUAUACCACAAUGUCGCUUUCAGUGUGAAGAUAUUCCAUCCAACAAUUUCACAAAUGGUGCUGUCACUGUAAUGGAAAGAACUAUUGGCUCAACGGCAAUUUUUAUAUGUGACGCUGGACAUUCACUUGUUGGAAACGAAACUAUAACCUGUACAUCCUCAGGAUGGAAUGGGAAUAUACCACAAUGUCGCUUUCAGUGUGAAGAUAUUCCAUCCAACAAUCUACCAAAUGGUGCUGUCACUGUAACGGAAAGAACUAUUGGCUCAACGGCAAAUUUUACAUGUGACGCAGGACAUUCACUUGUUGGAAAUGAAAUUAUAACAUGUACAUCCUCAGGAUGGAAUGGGAAUAUACCACAAUGUCGCUUUCAGUGUGACGAUAUUCCAACCAACAGUCUAACAAAUGGGACUGUCAUUGUAGUGGAAAGAAAUGUUGGCUCAACGGCAAAUUUUACCUGUGACGCAGGACUUUCCGUGGUUGGAAGAAAAUCUAUUACGUGCACAACAUCAGGCUGGAAUGGGAAUAUUCCACAAUGUCGCUUUCAGUGUGAAGAUAUUCCAACCAACAGUCUAACAAAUGGUGCUGUCAUUGUAUCGGCAAGAAAUGUUGGCUCAACGGCAAAUUUUAUCUGUAACAGAGGAUUUUUCCUGGUUGGAAGAAAAUCUAUAACGUGCACAACAUCAGGCUGGAAUGAGAAUAUUCCACAAUGUACAAAAAUAUUAUGUCCUGAGACGGUAGCCUUCUUUCGUGGUUCAAAGUACAUAUUCAAAUGUAACCAGGCAACUUGGUCUAAUUCUGAGGCUAACUGCAAUGUCCUUGGUGGACAUUUGACUUCUGUUGAAACUGGUGACGAAAACGCUUUUUUAGUAGAUGUUGUUGCAUUGAUGCAGAAACACAUAACGCAAAUAUUUUUUGGAUAA
Mytilus trossulus (common blue mussel) is the source of this 1209-nucleotide messenger RNA. Its product is annotated as P-selectin-like. Lineage: Eukaryota; Metazoa; Mollusca; Bivalvia; Mytilida; Mytilidae. The coding region runs from base 1 to 1209 and encodes 402 amino acids. The record is from RefSeq and is a predicted model, not a curated record. The transcript has 9 exons.